Messenger RNA from Drosophila guanche, 1632 nucleotides. RefSeq lists its product as uncharacterized. Gene Ontology annotation, molecular function: carbohydrate binding; galactoside binding. The record is from RefSeq and is a predicted model, not a curated record. The coding region runs from base 464 to 910 and encodes 148 amino acids. The transcript has 3 exons. Lineage: Eukaryota; Metazoa; Arthropoda; Insecta; Diptera; Drosophilidae.
AUUGACUCAGCGAGCGAGCGCGAUAGCAGGCCAGACGGAACAGCACCGCGCCGCCUCACGGUUUAAAGAAAUCUCGUAACCGGACAAACAAAUAUGUACUUCGCUUGCGUUCCCAGCCUAAAGUACUUUACCCGUGACGUCGGUGUGCGAUCUUUAGCCUGAUAUCGUUUUCCCCUUAAAAUAGCCGCCUUCUUGUUAACCAUCGAACAGUAUUGCCCGAGCCCGCCGAGUGCUAAGUACUCUGUCAAUCAGUACUUAGAGUUAUAAUCCAAUUGUUACCGUUGGCAACUGCAUUUACAAGCCCAAAGCAAACGACUUGUCAACUUUUCACCGGACAUAAUUUACAAUUACACACCGCUACAGCCGCUAAAAAUAAACACUGCAAGGCCUGUCAGCUGGCCAAAGCCAAAGCGCAUUUCAUCCCAUACAAGAGACAGAAAUUCCGAGCACAGAACCACCCAAAAUGCCUGAUGUAAAGUUUUUAGCGGUGCUGCCCAACAAUGCCAACGCUUCGGACUGCGUAACAAAGUUAACCAUCAGCGGCACCCUGCUCCAGCAACCUCAGCAAUUCUCGGUGAACUUUGUGAACAGUCCAGUGUGUACAGACAACAUCACAUAUCACUUCAAGGUGGUGAUCCCCACACAGACGAUCAUCGAGAACUACAAGCGGAACGGCGAGUGGAGCAGCCUGCAGCAGGAGCACUACCUAAAUAUAUUCGAUGAAUCAACCUUUCGCCUAGAGUUUACAUUCGAUUAUGAUAAUUCCACAAUGAUCGUGUACCAGGUCAGGGAAACGGGUCACAAUUUCAUAAGCAAAUACGAGACGCUCUUCUCGCUCUCCGAAAUCCAGGCGAUUCAGGUCUGGGGAGAUGUGCAAAAGGUCAAUCAGUUCGCCCUCAGCUAUGAUUGAUACAGAGACAGAUCAGACCAGCAAGGUAGCCAUUUAUAUUAGUUUACUGCACUUGCACCCUAUUUCAAUGCAUUCGAUUGCUUCGGUUUGGACUCGGUUUCGGGCACUUCUUAGUCCUAACAUUGCACUGCACGACCUUUACCUAUUUACCAGUUACCAGUAGCUAUAGUUUUUAGUAUUAUAUUGUUUUCCAUCAACAUUUGGUUUGCAGUUGAAGUGGAUUCGCGACCUUUGCUGCUUUCAUGCACCUUCCUCACAAUUUGCUCUUCACUCUGAUUUCUAAGCAAACUCAUUAUGAUUUUCAUAAUAAAUUAUUUCACACUUGUUACGGAUUACAGUCACAGGUCAAACCAUUUACACUCACGAAACACGCCAGCACUAGAUUGUCUGGCGCCUGAAAGUAUGUUUUGUUUUUCCCCAUAGUGACGUCAUUGCAACCGACAUCGCAAGUAACUGUUCUGUUCUGCUCAGUUAUGUUAUUUUCGUUCUUCACCAGCAGUUUGUAGACAUAGUUUUGUUAAUUUAAUUGUUAAACCAAAGAUUUGUAUGUUUAAAUGUAUAUUAUGCUUGCUGUAGUCUUCCAUCUAGUUUAUAUAAUUUAUAUUUUUGUAAGCCCGUUCCAUGUAAUUCCCUCAGAGAAACACAUACCAUACCAUACCAAGUAUUAAACAUCCCCAUCCCCAAAAUGCAUCUUCUUUGAUUAAAUGCGUAAACACACAACA